AUGUACAGUGCAGUACAGGUACUAGCUCUUUACGUACCUAGCACUAGCACUGUACUGCACUGGAAGAUGAGAAGUAUCUUUAUUUCAUCGCUGUUACUUUCACUACUGUUUUAUGAGUGCAUUGGUUCUGUAUAUAAGAUCGAGAGUUCGAGUAUUGGCUCCCUCAAGUGCAAAGUAUUGAGAAACACUCAAACAGGGGAGUCCAGUACAAUUGUAACUGAUUUUGGAGCCCGCGUGGAGGAGCUGAUCUUGAAAUCUUCUAUCAGUGGAAAGUUACGAAGUGUGCUUUUGACUCAUAACAAUAAUGCCGCUGCUAUCAUUGAAAACUCGUGGUGGAAAGGAAUGAUCUUGCUACCAUGGGCAAACAGAAUUGCAAAGGGACAGUACUCGUUUUUCAAUGAAGCGUACCAACUUAAUGUCAACGAGAACAGUACCAACCCCACACAUGUGAAUGCUCUUCAUGGACUUUUGGCAGGAAAAGUGUUCCAGGUGGCCAAUGCAGACGCUACAGACGAAUCAGCAGUACUCGGGGUCAGCUACAGUUUUCCAGGUAACGAAAAAGGUUACCCCUUCAAGCUAACUGUGAUGAUUGAGUAUACACUGGACAAAAAUGGGUUUAAGGUUGGGUUUACAAUUGCUAAUGACAUGGCUACAACUCCAUUGCCAUUCUAUGUGGGCUGGCAUCCCUACUUUGCUUGUGAAGCAUAUAAGGCGUAUGUUACUCUUGACCCAUGUGCGAAAUGGUCACAUGUAGAAAUGAACGAAAAUUUCAAUCCCACUGGAAUCACUAAUACAUUCAAAGGAUUUGAUGGCACAACUCCCAUUGGAGGCACGUCAGCUAAGCCAACAUUUUAUGAUGAUGAGUAUAAGGUUCUAACUUCUCCCAAUGAUUGUCCAAGAAUGGAAACAAAACUCUAUGACCCUGAUAGUAACCAAACUGUUGUCUUAUGGCAAGACAGCAAUUUCAGAUUUGUUCAUGUAUUCACUGGAUCAGCAUCUUUGUUCAAGGAGAAUGCAGUUGCCAUAGAGCCAAUGGGUGGUAUGGCUGAUGCCUACAAUAAUCAUGAUCAUCUCAGUGUCAUUAGUGGUGAUGAAGUAUGGAAAGGAGAAUUCGGUGUGUAUGUUACCUGACGCUUUUUUAGCUACUAUCUGCUUGUCCUAUGCACUUUUCUAUAGUUUUAUGUUGUUGUAUAGGCUUAGCUGUAGCCGGUUUUUUGUCGUAAUUAUUAUUCUAGUGCACACAUUUUGUGUUAUAAUAGUUAUGUAAUUUUGUGAUAAUUAUAAUCGUAACAAUAAUAUUCAAACACCGUGAAUAAAAAAAUCUUCAGACCAUG
Molecule: messenger RNA, 1334 nt
Organism: Halichondria panicea
Lineage: Eukaryota; Metazoa; Porifera; Demospongiae; Suberitida; Halichondriidae
Exons: 3
Coding region: 1-1131 (376 amino acids)
Biological process (GO): beta-D-galactose catabolic process via UDP-galactose, Leloir pathway; glucose metabolic process
Molecular function (GO): aldose 1-epimerase activity; carbohydrate binding
Source: RefSeq, a predicted model, not a curated record